Messenger RNA from Cercopithifilaria johnstoni, 1482 nucleotides. NCBI's taxonomy places the organism in Eukaryota, Metazoa, Nematoda, Chromadorea, Rhabditida, Onchocercidae. The record is from the annotation of a GenBank genome assembly.
AUGGAAGGACGCAAGGUUUCUCCAAUACGUUCAGAUAACUCGAAAUUGUCAUCUCAACCUACUAAUUACUAUGCUAAUCUAGCUGUUCAGGAAGGAGAUGGACGGCUUUUCAAAAUGGAAGUGGAUUAUACGGAACAGACCGAUGAAGCGUUAGCUAAAGCAGAUGCUAUUGCUAAGAGUGGUAAUGUGCCAGCAGCACUAGAUUCAUUAUCAAGUUUGGAGAAAUCAACGAGGCUUGGAUCAGAUAUGAAAUCAAAUACACGUAUUGUUCAACACAUGGUAAAGCUGUGCUUUGAUGGAGGAGAUUGGACGUUGUUAAAUGAUACUAUUCUGAUGCUAUCUAAAAAACGUUCAAUAAUCAAACAAGCAAUAGCUAAAAUGGUACGCGACUGUUGCGAAAUGAUCGAAAAGACACCAAAUGAGCAGAUUCGUGACAAACUUAUCGAAACUUUAAGGAAUGUUACUGCUGGAAAGAUAUACGUUGAAGUUGAGCGAGCUCGAUUGACCGCUCGACUUGUGAAGAAAUUAGAGUCAGAAGGUAAAAUUGAUGAAGCAACAACAAUGCUUCUGGAACUGCAAGUGGAAACUUACGGUUCUAUGGAACUGAAAGAAAAAGUAGAAUUCAUUUUGGAGCAAAUGCGCCUGUGCAUAUUAAAAAAAGAUUUUAUUCGUGGAUCAAUUUUGUGCAAAAAGGUUUCCACUCGUUUCUUCGAAAACAAAUCGGAAGAGGUGCAAGAAUUGAAACUGAAAUAUUAUGAUCUAAUGGUCAAAAUUGGAUUGCACGAAAGCGCUUAUCUGGAUGUAUGCCGAUACUACCGAGCUGUUUUAGAUUCAACUUGUGUGCAGACUGAUCAGGAAAAAUCAAAACAGAUUCUCAAAUGCAUUGUCUUGUAUGUGUUACUCUCCCCACACAACAAUGAACAAUGGGAUUUACUGCAUCGUAUUCAUGAAGGACGGCAGCUAGAACUUAUCCCGGAAUAUAAUUCGCUUCUCGAACUGUUUAUUAAUCAGGAAUUGAUUUCAUGGAAAAGAACAAUAAGUAAAUAUGAAAAACUCUUACGUGAUGGUAUUCCGACAAGCAAAGCAACUGAUGUUCUCGAUCGUAGUGAAAGUGGAAACAAACGUUGGUCUGAUUUGCAUGUUCGUGUUGGUGAACAUAAUAUGCGUAUGAUUGCGAAGUAUUAUACCAAAAUAACAUUUGCGCGUAUGGCUGAAUUACUCGAUUAUCCCAUUGAGGAAAUGGAAAGUUUUUUGUGUAAUCUCAUCGUUACGGGUGCAAUUCCUGAUGCAAAAAUUCACCGCCCAGCGAAGGUUGUCAAUUUGCGUGCUCGAAAAGCUAAUAUUGAACAGUUGGAUCAGUGGGCUAGUUCGGUACGAAAGCUUACCGAUAUCCUUAAUAAGGUGUCCCAUUUGAUUUCCAAAGAAGAAAUGGUUCACCGACAUUUAGAAGAUGGCUCAGGAUCGAGCGCUACUGUGCGUUGA